AUGAAGAAGAGCGCCAUCAUGAGCUGCAUCGCGACCUCGCUCGGGGGCGGGUCCGGGGGCUCGUCGCCGCCGGCGGGAGGAGUGGGUGGUGGCAGGGGAGGAGACGGCGGGGCUGGCUAUGUCUCUGAUGAUCCCGGGCACGCAUCCUGCUCGAUGAAUGGCCGCGUCGAGCGCAAGAAAGGUACACCUUGGACUGAAGAAGAGCAUAGAAUGUUUCUGAUGGGUCUUCAGAAGCUUGGACCCCAACUCAAGUGGCAAGCCAUGCUCAGAGGUACUUUAUUAGACAUUGACAUGGUUGCAGAAAUGGUAUGCUUCUUGUUUGACAUGGUUGCAGAAAUGCAAAUGAAUGAGUCUCUAGCUGCUGUGGAACAAAGUACUAUCCAAAAUACUCAAGAUGAAGCUACAAGUUCAAAUCAACUGCCGACCUUACAUCUUUGGCAUCAGAAGGAAGCAGAGUUUGCUAAGCAAUCGCUAACUUUUCAGCUAAGGCAGCAUGAGGAAUCUAAAUAUGCAGAACCUUCAUUGACACUACCAGAUUUAGAGAUGCACUCCAGUGUACCAUUCAAUACCAUAGCUGUUCCGACGGUGCCAACAUUCUACCCUGCGUUUGUCCCUGUUCCACUAACUCUUUGGCCUACGAGUGUUGCCCAUGUGGAGGAAGCAGGUACAACCCAUGAAAUCCUAAAACCAACUCCUUUGAAUGGUAAGGAGGUGAUUAAGGCAGAUGAUGUUGUUGGUAUGUCUAAGCUCAGCAUUGGUGAGGCCAGCUCUGGCUCCAUGGAACCCACAGCUCUUUCCCUUCAGCUUAUUGGAUCGAUGGAUACAAGGCAGUCGGCUUUUCAUGUGAUGGAUGGGCUGAUGACCGGUGGAAAUGAUCCGGCUAUUAACGAGCGCACUGGUUCAGCAAAGAAGUAUUACAAAGCAAAAAUAUGUCUCGAGUCGGUCGACGGUAUCAGGAUCACGAUUCGGUUUGAUCUCAAAUCUCAGGAUAUCCAGUACAUGACGAGGGAAGAAUUCUCCCAAAUCGUCCCAGAAUAUGACUCCUGA
This is a messenger RNA of Miscanthus lutarioriparius, 1047 nucleotides long. The record is from the annotation of a GenBank genome assembly. NCBI's taxonomy places the organism in Eukaryota, Viridiplantae, Streptophyta, Magnoliopsida, Poales, Poaceae.